GAUGUGAGAACAACAGCUUCCACGGGGCUGAGUCAAUGGUUGAGUAAAAUUGAGGGAGGAGACACUGAGAUCUGGGGGAAGGCACUCGGCGCAGGAAAUGUCGAAGUGGGAUUAAAGAACGCAGAAGCCCCCGGAAUUCCGGUCAAGUGGUCAGAGUUAAUCGAUGGUCUCCUUAGAGGAGCAGUAGAGAGGGCUCCCUCCCGUAACAACAUAAAGGGGAAGAGUUCUCUCUUUUGGGCAAUAGAGGAUUGGGCCGGCCUGAGUCAUAACGUAGGCAACCAAUCGUGGCAGGACAAUAAUUGGGGCCAGAAGAUUUUAGGAAUCCUCUUCUGUAUAGUCUUUGGAUUGCAGCAUAAUGUGUCCCAAGAUUUAAGGAACACUCUACACAAAGUUUGUCCGGACUGUGGGCCUUAUGACAUAAGUGGGUGGUUAAGCAAGGAAGAAGAGGACAAAUCACUAGUUGGACAGUAUGAAAUACCUACCAAAUCGAGUUGCUGUAUAAAAUCAAUCAAGGGAAGUCAAGAUGCAAGGAUCACGUUAACAGGCGGUGCAUUAGGAGUAUAUUUGCAGAACAAGCUCAAUACAGAGGCACUAAGGGCCAAAGAACAAAAAGACAAAGCAAGGAAGAGCGUCAGAAGCCAGCUCGCUGAAUCGAAUGCACAUAAAGCUGGAGUGGCGUCAGGAGUGAAGGGGAAGAGGACAGCUGGAGAAACCAGUAACGUCUCGGAGGCAAUUAGGGGUCCAGCAGCCAGAACCACAACAGACCAAGAACUAGAACGAGUCUCCACAUCGGAUAUUGAGGGGAGCCGUACAAGCGGGGAUUUAAGUGAAGGGACCACCGGGAGGCAGGGAAUAGGGACAGCGGGUACCGGUGCCCCUGAGAGAAAUAAAGCAACAGAUCCCUCAACCGGGGUAGCUCAGGCAGGAGAAGUGGAACAAGGCAGUGAAAGGGGAAGCGGCUCAUCCAAUUCCUCCGAAACAGACUCCCUGACCCCAAAGGACUCCCAAACCCCAGGGCAGCCGACCUCAACGGGGGCGGACGGGGCAG
Molecule: messenger RNA, 1048 nt
Organism: Plasmodium inui San Antonio 1
Lineage: Eukaryota; Apicomplexa; Aconoidasida; Haemosporida; Plasmodiidae
Exons: 2
Source: RefSeq, a predicted model, not a curated record